This is a messenger RNA of Trypanosoma grayi, 1806 nucleotides long. RefSeq lists its product as hypothetical. The transcript has a single exon. Gene Ontology annotation, molecular function: transmembrane transporter activity. The record is from RefSeq and is a predicted model, not a curated record. The coding region runs from base 1 to 1806 and encodes 601 amino acids. Gene Ontology annotation, biological process: transmembrane transport. Lineage: Eukaryota; Euglenozoa; Kinetoplastea; Trypanosomatida; Trypanosomatidae. Gene Ontology annotation, cellular component: membrane.
AUGACAGAUAACUCGCUCGUGCACCGGCUCCCAACUGGGCCGCAGGCCCCCAUCAGUGAACCCCGUCGUUUUGCCAUCGUGACAAUCGGCGCGUACGGCUGCAUCUGUGCAUCUUUCUCGUACGCAUUCAAUCUCAUCUCGGAGGAGAUGCGGAGCCGCUACAACCUCACUGGCCGUGACAUCACAACUAUCAGCACGGUGGGUUUGGUGUUUUGCUACUUUGUUCUGCCCUACGCCUUCAUAUACGACCACUUUGGACCCAGACCUAUCUUCGCUUUAUCAACUGUACUGUUGCCACUCGGUGCGCUGCUCCUGGCACUUGUUUUCGCGGGCAUAGUUGAAGGUUCUGUUGUGCGACUCUCCGUCUUCAACGCUAUUCUCAAUGUGGGUUGCAAUCUAUUCGAUCUGGGAUGUAUGGUGACAGUAAUGAGUUACUUUCCAUCACACAAGGGUGCCGUUGUGGCCAUACUGAAGUCGUUUACCGGCCUCGGCGCUGCCAUUGUUGGAAGCAUUCAGCUUGCCUUCUUCGACGGUAAACCUGACCAGUACUUCUAUUUCCUGAUGGCACUGGUAUUUGCUGUUGGUGCCGUAUCCUUCUUUUUUCUGCGUCUUCCGUCGUACCAUCUGACGGGCUACGAGCAAAACCACCUCAGCAUCGAGGAGAAGGAGCGGAAGCUGGCGCGUAGGGCAGUGUAUCUUCGCCAGAAUCCACCCAGGAUCCGCUUUGUGAUUGGCAUUGGGUUGGUUAUACUGCUGAUUAUAUUCCUGCCGCUGCAGAGUGCGCUGGUGGCGUACCUUGAGCUUGGAAAGAACUACAAAGUGGCCUUUGCCGGUGUCAUCAUUUUUCUGACGCUACUGUACCCGACGAUUGCACUGCCCCUGUCGUUCAUGGAGAACAAGGAGCAGAGACAAUUCAAUGAGCUUGAGGAGGCUGGAGGUGCCUCGGACAGAGACGCUGAGCAAAAAGAGCCUGUUGCGGAAGGCGACAUUGUGAAGCUGGGAGAAGUGGUGGAGACAGACGUCGACUAUAUUGCACCACAGUACCAAGGCACAUUCCUGCACAACUUGUUGACACUGCGGAUGUGGGCUUUUCUUUGGUCCUUCUUCUGUGUUGUUGGCUCUGAGUUUGUCAUCAUACUUAAUGCAAGGUUUCUGUUUGCUGCGCUCUCGGAAUCCGAAGUGGACAGUUCACUGACGACGUUGUUGACGGUUAUAAAUGGUGUGGGCAGUGCUGUUGGCCGUCUGUUGAUGAGCUACUUUGAGGUCUGGUCGCAAAAGCGCAAGGCGGAGGAUAGAAUCCCCAUUACAAUCUCUCUGUUCUUCCCAACAAUUUCUGUCAUCGUGUCGCUGGUGCUCUUCCUCGUGCUUCCAAAGGCUGCGCUGCCGCUUCCGUACGCGAUUGCAGCUCUGGGCAAUGGUUUCUGCGCUGCUGUUGUUGUGCUGGUAACUCGCACCAUAUUUGCGAAGGAUCCUGCGAAGCACUACAACUUCUGCUUCCUCCCGACGAUGGCGUCCACAAUUUUGCUGAACCGUCUCUUGUAUGGUGAGUGGUACACACGUGAGGCUGAGAAACGCGGUGUGCUGGUGUGCUACAGCAGAGGGUGUGUGAUGAUGCCACUGUUUUUGCUUCUUGGACUGGUGUGCACGGCUUUCUUGAGCAACGCUUACAUCCACAUCGAGUACCGUCGUUAUUGUCAAAAAACGCUGGAGGAGAGGCGCCGUGUGAGGGAGGAGGGUGCGCUGCAGCAGGAGCCACUCAACAGCAACAUGGUGGAGGAGAUGCCAGUGUAUGGGUUGACUCGGUGA